AUGGCUACCAUGGUUCAAAAGCCCAUCUCCAACAUCGCUGCGGCCUUUGCUGCUCAGCAGGCCUCCUACAACAUCCCCGUUCCCCACGACGGCGUCCUCGCGGCCUCGACAGCCGCUCUCCCCACGCCUCCGUCGUCGAUAUCCCCCACGCUCUCCGCCCACAAGCGCAGGCCGGCCAUGCCAAUCGCCGGGAGAGUAGACACGCCCGAAACCAUGGACUUCGACCUGCAGGACGCGGUUGAGCACGCUGCGGCGCAAGACCAGCCCUCGGCCUUGUCCAAAGAGGCGCUCGCCGGCCUCGACGCCACGCGUCAGAUCACGGCCGCCAUGUUGGCCAAACACCACUUGCCUGCCAUCAUUGUCGGCCACGGCGCCAUGCCCAUCCGCGAGAUGAUGGCACACCUCACUCACUCGGUCCCCGGCUUCUCUGGACUGGCACCCGCCAAAGCGAGGCGGCUCGUAGUCGCAGCGCUGGAACACCGCGCAGGUGGCGGUAUGCAUGGUGAGGUCAAGUUUGAAAAGGUUGGCUGGGGCAGGUGGAGCGUCGCGGGUUCGUCGCAGCCUCGCGGUGGCAGUGGAGCAACACCACCAGCCAGCGUGGGCAGCACUGCGAGCGGACUGCAAAUCCCCAAGCUGCGCCAGGAGCGCGACACGUACCAGGGCAGCUGGAAUGCUGGCUCGUGGUCGCCGCCUCACAAGAUGGACGAAGACGAAGAAAUGGCCGAUCAAAUGUCGCUGGACGGCUCCGACGACAGCGCCGACUCCGACUCCGCCUCCGACAUGGACCUCGGCGAAGAUCUGGAUGAUGACACCGACCAAGAAGACUGGUCCACGAUGGGCCCACAGGUUUCGCGGGAGACCCGCCGCGGCCCGCGUCGCGAACACCGUGACUACAACUACCUAAGCCGCACGCAGUCGAGCAACCCGCGCUUCCGCAGCACCUCGACACAAGGCCACUCGCUGCCGCAAGGCGGAUUCCAGGGUUAUACUUCGUCUCGCACCCCGGUCAUGAGUGGCACCCCUCUUCCGUCUCUCAAAUUUACUGCAUCUCCUGGAGUCAGUGGUUCAGGCGCUGAGCGCGAUGCAAUCGAAGCCCUCAUCGCUAUGGGCUCUAUGCCUCGCAGCUAG
Messenger RNA from Ascochyta rabiei, 1128 nucleotides. Its product is annotated as DNA-binding proteins Bright/BRCAA1/RBP1 and proteins containing BRIGHT domain. Gene Ontology annotation, biological process: positive regulation of transcription from RNA polymerase II promoter by glucose. The coding region runs from base 1 to 1128 and encodes 375 amino acids. Gene Ontology annotation, molecular function: sequence-specific DNA binding. Gene Ontology annotation, cellular component: nucleus. NCBI's taxonomy places the organism in Eukaryota, Fungi, Ascomycota, Dothideomycetes, Pleosporales, Didymellaceae. The transcript has a single exon. The record is from RefSeq and is a predicted model, not a curated record.